AUGCCUUGGCUUUGAUUUCCUUCAGGCAAAAAGAAGAAGUCUUCUGAUUUAAUAGCAACUACAGUCAGGAACUCUGCCCUCAAAAGGAUGAAAUCUGCUCGUAAAAGAGCAGGGGUUCACACGAUAUCAUCGAGAGUGCUUCUCAAUAACAGUCACUCAACUAGUGAGAGUGUUCAAGCAAUGGCUGCUCAUAAUAGAGGAAAUUCUAAACUUAUUUUGCAAAAAUUACUUUCUCAGGAUCAAAAGGUAAAAUUAAAACCUUCUGCUAGAAGAAGUACUCGAAAAGAUCUCAAUAACACAUUUGAUCAUAGCAAAAGGGGCUCUUUUCAGGAAGAAUAUGAUCUAAAUUCUUCACUUCCCUCUCGGGUCUCUUUCAAUCAAAUGUUCCUGAAUAAGGAAUCUAAAAGUGGGAUCACACUUGCUCAAAGAAGAACGCGCAUUCAAGAUCUCAAUGUGAACCCGAAGAUAAGGAAAAGCCUUGAGAGGCAUGAAAUCAAGAAAUGGAUGACUUCAAUGCACAGAUCCUUUCACCAGGAAGGAGACAAGAAAGAGGAGGACAGCCUAAUACGAAUCAUGGACAAUGGCCAGACUUUCACUGAUGGUCAGAACUUUGAAUAUGAUGAUACUCCUUUCCUCACUAUUCCUGGCUUUGCAUUAGCUACUAAUAAGCCUUCCUCCCGAAAUGUGAUAAUUGAGGGUUCUGAAAAUGGAUAUUCAAGCCCAGAUUCAUUCACAUUCAGAAGAACAAGUGGGGCUCGGAAUUAUCUUCCAGUUAUGAAAGAUCAGGAAAUCCAAUGAGAACUUCUAAAACCGCCCGUUUCUGAGCUCUCGAGUGAAAGCGCCAGUGAAUAUUCUUUUGUUGAGCAUAAAGUUACUGUUAACGAGCAUAACUCUCCUAAACGAAAAUUUGAGGUAAAUCUUUCAACUAGAAAUGUAAAAAUGUAUAAGAAUCAAUACUCUAUUCCCAAAAGAAUUGACCAGGAGCCUUCAGAAGUUGACCUUGAUGGCUAUCUUCUUGGAAGUGAAAAUGAUAGGGAAGAUUUAUUAAGUACCUCCAGGAACCAAGAGGAUGGGAAAUCUAGCUCAACUCCUAAAGUUAAUAAGCUCGGUAAAACUUCUCCUAAAAGGAAAACCUUCCUACUUCAGCCAAAAAUUGUCUCAGACCAACUUCUUGACCCAAUGAGGUUGAAAUCUGGAACUUUUGAUAAUAGAGUGAAGCCUAAGAAGAUAGGAACUUUCAAAACUAAUCUAGGAAGCUCACUGAAAAAGAGUAACUACACCAUUGGAGAUAGCAGUUUUGAAAAGACCGUCACAGAUGGUGUCAGUCAACUUUCGAUUGCGAGUAAAUUUAUCUCUCCAGUUUUAAAGAAUAAACUAAAAUAAGAAAUCUGCGAAUAAUAAUGAAUCCGAAAUAUCAGAGAAUCUUCCUCCUUCAAUUACUCAGCUGUCAAAUGAACAACAUUUAAUGGAGGAGAUCAAGGAGCUUCAGACCAGGGAGAACUUUGAAUCGAACAACACUGAAUUCAUGAAGAAAAGAUUCUCUGUUCCCCAAAAAAGACAAUCUUUUGGGAGGCAAAUAUCCUUCAAAGAUAAGAAUAAGUUCAUAUACAAACCAAAUAAUUUCGGAAUACAAAAGACAAAACCACGAGGACUAGCUACUGUCUUUGGUAACCUCAAGCGAUGGUCUAAAGGUGAACGCCUCGGCUGUGGAGCCUAUGGAGACGUAGUCAAAGCGAUCGAUCGAACCGAUGGCAGUAUUUUCGCUGUCAAAAAGAUGCUCAUUCAAAAAUAAUCAAAAUGAGUUCAACAAAGAUGCAAUUGAAGCACUCAAAUCUGAGAUCAAAAUUCUGAAAGAUUAUGAACAUGAGUUCAUAAUCAAAUAUAUCGGAUCCGAGAUGAUAAGAUCAGAUACCUUCUAUAUCUACCUUGAAUUCGCCACUGAAGGUAGCCUUGUCGAUAUGUACAAGGAGUUUGGUCCUUUUGACGAGAAUUUAGUCAGAAAAUAUUGCACUGAAAUCCUCCAAGGCCUUGCUUUCCUACAUGGUAAGAAUAUUGUACAUCAGGAUUUGAAAUGUGCGAAUAUCUUAAUCAAGAAUGGCCAUGUGAAGAUAUCAGAUUUUGGAUGAGCUAAGAUCAUUCAAAAAUAGCAUGACAUGCACUAAUUUAUACAAUUCACUCAAAGGAACUAUCCCAUGGAUGGCUCCAGAAGUGGUCAGACAGAAAAUGUCUGACUGAAAAGCAGACGUAUGGUCUCUUGGUUGAACCAUUAUUGAAAUGGCAACCUGAUCUAAUCCUUGGGGAGAGGAGAACAUUGGCAAUAAUAUUGAAGACUUAUACAAACUUUGUGACCGUUUCGAUCAUCCUCCAAUUCCAAAGUUCUUUUCUACAAACCUCAAGGAUUUCCUGGAAAUGUGCUUUGUAAUUGAGCCGAAGAAGAGACCUUCUUCAGCACAACUCCUCACUCACGAUUUCUUACGAGGAGAGUAAUGACUCAUCAGGAAUUAUCCUAUAAUAACUUCAAUUUU
This is a messenger RNA of Moneuplotes crassus, 2525 nucleotides long. Lineage: Eukaryota; Ciliophora; Spirotrichea; Euplotida; Euplotidae. The record is from the annotation of a GenBank genome assembly.